GUGUGUUUUUGUUUUGGUUGACUCUUGAACUACAGUCACGGGGUUAGGCAAUGCUGAUAACCCAUGUUUGCUUUUGAAACUUGGAAAAUAAUUUGCAACGCAGUGUCAGUAAUACCGAAGUCUAACCAAACGUUGGAUGCAGGUAUUAGUGCCUUUGAACAAAAUGGCGAAUACAAGUUUGUUAUCAGUCCAAAUAAGCAGAUAUUGUCAAUGAUUUUUGUGUAAAAGUACUUGUAAAGAUUGUUAUCAGUUACCAGUGGAAUAUUACUAGUUUUAUUGGCAUUGAAACUGGCUCAGUUGAGGAAUAACAACUUUGUGUUAAAUCAUAAUUAUAAUUAUUAUGCGUUCAACUUGGUAGUUACGUGUUUGUGUACUGAUAGAACUAUGAAGUUGAGAAUAGUUUUGAAGAAGGUACAUAUAAGGAAAUUUGUCAGAACUAAGAAGAAAACGCAGCUGAAGCAAGUCAUAUCAAGACCAACUUCACCUCAACAACCGGAUCAAAAUGGUCACACGACCACCUCUACUGGUGGUCAAAGUUACCGCUGCUUCAUUUGUUCUGGACUUUUUCCGAGAUCGCAAAUGGAAUGGGUCAGCACCUCUGCAGAAGGAGUCAAUUCACAUGCUAUGCACUUUCCGUGCUUAGCCAGAGUUGCGAGAACGUCGGAGAACAGCUGUAUGGACUCUCAUGGCAGGGUUCUCAGUUGUGCGAGGUGCGUUGACCAUUUGACGAAGCAGUGGGAGGCGCUGGAAGCGGAAAGGGUACCUUUAGAACGAAGAAGGGGAAUCCCCACUCCUCCAAGCACAAAUAGUGAUAGGACUGUGUGCAGUAAUAGCAAUCCGGGAUCUGGAGGCAGCAGUAUAUACUGUUUCCUUUGCGGAUUCCAUUCAGAACUGACUCUAGCCCGAGUAGUUUAUAGCAAACCACAAGGUCGUAACGCACCGUAUUUUCCUGCUCUAAUACGCCAUAAUAGUCAUCCGAAUGCCGAACAGCUGAGAGAAGAUGGAUCGGCGUUAGUUUGCACAUUUUGUUACCAUAGUCUUGUAAACCAGUGGCGGAGGAGAGAGUACAAUACACAUGAUUAUAGAUGUUAUGUUUGCGGCAUUACGACUUACAGGAAAAGAGUUAGAGCACUUUUAAUUAAAGAUUUUCCCUUUCUUCGUUUUCAUCCUCAACCAGAACAUUCAUUGCUCCUGGAAAAUGGCGACUAUGCUGUCGUGUGUCUUGACUGUUAUGAAACAUUAAGAACGCAAAGUUUAGAAUAUGAAAGAUGGGGUCUACCGUUAGAUAAACGACAGUAUAAUUGGAUUACUCAGCCGCCGCCCCCAGAAGAUAGCCCAGAAGCUACUGUGGCUAGGUUACCCAGUGGUCAGCGAAGUGAUAAAGUUCCUCCAACCCUUAUCACAAAACCAAAUAGAAAAAAUUGCUCACCUAAAAUUAUGGACCGAAAAACAAGUUCUACAAAACCUGAAGCUGGGCCGGCUGUAUCAAGCAGUCCGAAGUCAUCAGUGGCGUCGGCAAACGGCACCAGUAAUUCGAAGCCGCCCCCACGCACCACGACUGCCCAUUCGGUACCUGGACCCGGUCCUGGCGCCGUACCAGGCCAGUACUCGCAUUCUUUCGCUGCCGCGCUUCGGAACCUGGCCCAGCAGACGGUACCAGGAACCGUUGAUCAUUCGAAGUGUUCCACUGCCUGAGAAAUCCAAACCAAGCCAGGAAGUAUCAUCAUUCGCUACAACGGGACCUUCUUCCUUGCGAUCAUUUGAACCUCGACUGCCAACAAAUCAUGUGGAUAGGUAUCCAGCAAGUUCCUUAUCAGAUCUAAGUAGGAGCGGAUUUCAGCCUUACCGACCUGAUGAUAGGAUACCCCAUUUACCAGUAGGCAUGGAACUGCCCUAUUCGCAUUACGGACCAUAUCCUUCGUUACCUUUAAUAGAUGAUCCUUUAUAUUACGAGCGUAUGGGUAUUAUCCGGCCUCCUUGGCCACCGAUUGGUCAUCCUUAUUUACCUUAUAUGCUGCCUGGGACUGCUAUGCCUCUAUAUAUGCACGAAAGACUUAAAUUGGAAGAAGAACAACAUCGGAGAUUAGCUGCUUUAAGAAAAGAAGAGGAACAAAGAGAGAUGUUGGAACGAGAUUUGCAGUUGCAUAGGGAAAAGGAUAGAGCACAAAGGGAAAGGGAGAAGGUGCAGUCUAGGAUGUCGCCACAUCAUUCGUUAAGCGCGAGUCAGCCGUCACAUUUAGUUCUUCCUAUACUACAACCACCAGGAAUGUAUCCUCCUCAAGUCGGCCUACCAUCCUCUGCUGUGCCUGUAAGUUCCCGGCAAGGCUCACUGGGGGCUCCGCCACCGUCUUCGUCAGCAUUUUUAACACCCAGUACGCCUCCCGGCCAACCUUCCGCCGGCUACAGUGUGCCCAGAUCCAGCCCGUCCUUGCAACGGCAUUCGCCUAGUGUCAACGCAUCCCCUUCUGCCUUCUCGCUCAACCUUAACCAGAGACAGAGUCCUGUCAUGCAACCCUCUGGUCCAAUGAUAAACGCGAUAAAUCUAGCUCCUCCGCUGCCGCCAUUGACCCCGUCUAGUCAGAGUCAGCCACGCUCCUCUCCGAAACCCCACACUCCGAACAAACAACCCCGAAGUCCGGCGGUGUCCGCCUCCCCAGUGCCGAUGUCGGUAUCAGUACUGACCACCCCCGAGCCUCCCUCCCCAUCUCAGCGAUCCCAGGUGGAAGAUGCGCAACCGCAACAGCACCAAGAGUCGCAACAGCACCAACAGUUACAACAGCAGCAGCCACAGCAAGUAGAACCGCAACUAAUAGAAAGCGGGGGAGAAACUGCCUGACCACCCGCUAGGACUGUUAUCAGCGAAGCUGCUGUGGGUUCUGCCAGGAAGCCUAUUCCAUCUGCACUAACGACUCACAGACAGGCUGCAGUGGUUGUGUCGACAGCAGGCACUGCACCAGAGGUACAACAACCACCGUCAUCCAUCAGCAGGCAUUUCACGACAUUCGAUAUCGACAGCAUUGUUAAUAACCACCAGAGCAACGGCACCAAAGCGGAAACUGAACAUCUGGAAAUACCGACGAUCACGGCUGUACCAUCGGUCUCAACCACCAGAACGCCAACGACUCCGGGAAACGUGACAACGACUGCACAGCUGGUUAGAGUUCUCGAGGCGCGAACGAGAUUGCGAGCUGUCUUCGAAAACUCAACUUCGUCAUUCUCAAGCACACCAGCUGCCAUUCUGAUGACAACGUCGCCGUCGACGUCUACCGUUACAACUCCUUCGACGACCGCACGUAGCUACUUUUAUGGCGACAAGAGCAAUGAAGUCAAGCACGCAUUCACGCCUCCAGUUGGGGAGACAAGAGGAGUUCCAGAUGUGCACAGUCCACAGUUGCCUAUACCCUCACCAAACUAUCCUAGCUAUAACGCUAGCGUACCUCAGACAGCUUGUAUUCAGCAUUACGAACCGACCAAAACUCAUACGAAUGUUGCAGCUGCGCAAAAAUGGACCAAAAAAAAAGCAUACAACAAGUCAAAGAUUGGUGAGAACCAAUUUACCGUACUUAAUAUCCCAAAUGUUGCCGUGCAAGGGCCUCCGCCAAUAAAAAAACAAAAGCUGAGCAAGAUUGAUUUAGCGACUAUACGUAAGAAGGCGGUGAAGAAGAAAAAGGAGAAAGAGAAAGUAGCCAAGGUACCGAGAGAGAAAAUAACAAAAGAGUACGGAGUGACUGUGUUAGAUUACUCUGAUUGUUCAAGCAGUGGUGGCAGUUACGACAGCAGUUCGGACAGUGAGGAAGAAUCUGGAAUUGAUUUGACUAUCAAGUCUGGACCUCCUAACAAACCUGACCUAAAUCCCAUGAAAUUAGAAUUUCUAAGGCAGUUCGAUAUAACCACGCAUGUUGUUAAAAACCGUAUAGAAUUCGAUAUACUGGAAAAAAGGAAAUGGUUGCCUGCCACUAUACUAAAAGAAACUGAAUCAGUAGACAUACCACUUCUGGACCUGCCAGUGCCUUCUAAAGCGCCUUCGUUACUGAACAUCAUGCAGAAUCCAAAGGCGAAGAAAAGCUUCCUCCAUCUUCUAGGUCUCGUAACUGUCAGCCCGGUCGUUAAAGCCGAAAAUGAAAAUAAUUGGAAGGAAAUCAUUCAAGAAAGACUGAGAAGAAAUUGUGAAUCCUCCUUAACAAAGUAUUGUGAGAGAGUCAAUAAAAAGUCAGCUCUGGAUGCUCAUAAUGAUGUUAGCACAAUCAAGGACACAAUAUUGAAGCUGCCUCUAGUGCACAGAUUUACGGCAAAGAAAGAGACGAUUAAGAACAAUAUACCAGUCAAUUAUCUCCCUCUUACGAUGAUCCUACUUGAAAAUCAGAAGUGUAAUGGAAUUGUUACUCCCAUUGAAGCUGUUAUGGAAAAAGAAAAUUUGAGAGCGCUGAAAGAAGAUAACAAGUUCAAAUGGCCUGGGAUAGUAGACAUUGUGGAGUCAUACAAGAUAUAUGCAAAAGAAAGGAACUUGGAUAUAGUACAAUUGAAGAAGCAGUGUUCGAUGUUAAUAGAGGAAACGAUCAGAAAGCAGAAUGAAGUGAAAUUCCUGGAAAAAAAGCAGCGCGAACUGAACACAGUCCUAUUCAGAAACGAGCGUGAGAGGAAACGGUUGCAAAGGCUGAUCGACCAACUAAAUAAUAUUAUUAAUGCUUUUCGGUAACAUAAGCUAGAAGGAAAGUACAAGACGGUUCUGUUUUCAUUUGUCCUGUUUUUUGUUAUAUUUGCGAUUAUGUGAGUCAAAUUAGUGUAAUAUGAAAGAGUAGAAUACACACUGUUUUAAUGUUACAGUAUAUCUAAAUUUUAAAUGAGUGAACGGCUACGGGAAUUUAUUUUGUUAUAUGCCAUCUGUUUUAAAAGAUCUCUUCAGUUAUCACGUUGAUCAUAUUUAACUGUUCUUUCUUAAAUAUCCAAUUGGUUUUCUAUAAGGUUCUUUGAGUAUCUGAAGAAAAAAAUAUUCAUAUUGAUGCUAAACAUAAGUUAUAGUAUAUAUUCGGCAAGCUUAUCAAAUGCGUUUUUCAGUUUUUGUUUUAUGUUUUGAACUGGUCAAGUUAAAAUUUGGGAUGAAUCUUGAUGCAUGAGACGACUUAGCAUAAAUUUGACAUUAGCUAUUUAAAAAAAAUAGAAUUAUCAGAUAGUCAUUUGUUUCGCAUACCGGAUUUAUCACAAACCGUUGUUUAUUAGCUGAUUUUAUUUGAAAUGAGAUUUUAGAAUAAAUUGCAUAUUAGCUCCAUAUUAAAAUUUUGCGCAAUUGAGCACAAUUUUUGAUUCUGAUUUAGUUAUGAUACAUUCGUUUAUCUCACGAUAAACCACAUAUUAAAAUAAUAUUAUUCUUAGUAUUUAAAUGUACAAAAUUCCAAUAAAGCGUUCAUAUGCAAAACAACAUUUAAAAAUUUGAUUACGCCAUCUUUUAGAGGAGAAAAGUGGCAAUGGCAUCAUGCAAUUUAUUUUGAAAUCCCGUAUCACAUAAAGUCACGAAAAAAUAAAAAUGAUUUUGCGAUAAAUCUGGUAUACGAAACAAAUGACUAUUAGGAAAUUCCGUCUUUUUAAAAUAACUAAGGUUAGGUAACGUCAAUGUUUACGUUUUUGGAAACAGAAUUGAAAACUAUAUUAAUCUACACCAUCUUGUAGAUGACAAAAAGUGCCAAUAUUAAUAAGUAAUUUAUUUUGAAACCUCACUACAAAUAAAAUCAGGAAUAAAUUAAAACGACUUUAUGAAAAUUCGUCUUUUUCGUCUCUUUUCGAAAGUACUUUGAACUUCGAAACUUUCUAUACGACAUUUUGUUGUUACCUAAAUACGAAACUUUGUCUCCAUUUCCAAGUACCCAAUGGUAAGGGUCGAAUUUGAAACACCCUGUAUACAUUGAAGUUUUGGUAGUUAGUUGUUGAGUUGUAAGUGGGGCAAUGUUCUAAAACUCAACUCACCAAGUUGAAAUUUUGAAAGUUAGAGAACUUUAUAUUCCAGAUUUAUAAGACGCGCAUAAGUGGCAUCAAAGUAAUGCAUCACAUCAAUUAAAAAAAUCCAACCUGGCACCCAGGCGCCAUGUUGAAAUUUUCAUAUGCCACUUUUACACUGUAAUAUACGAGGUUUGUUCAAUUGAAACCCAUCUUUGGUCCAGAAAAAAAUUAUUGGCGAAUAUAUCUACAAAUAUGUAAUUACGACUACAAUUAAGGCACAUAUCCCAUUGUUUCACCAAUCUGUCCCGAAAAUGCUCAACUUUUAACGCCUUUUUCAGUGGCCCAAAGAUGUAAAAAUUGCAAGGCGACAAAUCGGGACUAUAGGGCGGAUGCUCUAAUAUCCUCCAUUUCUUUCGUUGUUAGAUUUUCUUUCACUACUCUGGCAACAUGAGAUCGAGCAUUGUCGUGCAGAAAAAUAGACACCACGUGAGAGCUUUGCUGGACGUUUUCGUCUUAUUGCUCGAUGGCGAUUGUUCGCAGUUUUAUUAUACAGGCUUGCGUUGAUAUGUACUCUAGGUCCUUUAUACUCUAUGAGCAUGUGUCUUCAUGGACGAAAAAAAAAUGUUGACCUUGUCUGCAAAAGGUUGAACUUUAAACUUCUUUGGUGGCGGAGAAUUUGCGUGUUUGCGCACAAACUUUGCUGUAACCCAAUUUGUGUACGAUCCUAUGGACAGAUUCUAUACUCACACCAACAUUUUCUGAAAUUGCUCUGAUUGAAAUGCGACGAUUUUCUCUAAGCAUGCCUUCCACACAUGCCACAUUUCUUUGGUGCAGUACUCAAUGCACCUCGUCGCGGCUUAUCAUUCCUUUCUUGAAUUUUCGACCCUAUUCGUUUCCAUAUACUGCUUGCAUUAGUGUAUGAAUUUGAAAUGGUUGCAAACCUUCAGCACACAAAAAUUGAAUGUCCGCACGCUGAUUGUAUUUGGAUAGAUUGUUAACAACCAACGGGGUUGUCACAAUACUUAAAAUAGCAGUCAAAUACAAUCCAACUGAUCAGUGAGACGUUUACAAACACAACUAACUUUGCAAAACGUCAGUUAAGUGAUUAGAAUUGUUUCCAAGGCUAACCUGACCAAAUAUGGGUUUCAAUUGAACAAGCCUCGAAGUAUUCAUGCAUCAAUUUCAUCUUCUCGAAUUUCAACUUACUCUAAAAAUAAAUGUCGGAGGCCUCAACAAAAUGCACUAUAAUUAUAUAUUCCUUCAUACUGGAAUUGAUACAGUACCUUUGAAACUCUAUAUGAUAUAGACAUAUCGGACCGGGUGUAAAUAAAUAUUUGUAUAGUCAAGUUCACUUUCUUUACCGAUUUGACUCAAGUAAUAGCAUUAUUGGUUAUUGCCGAAGGUACGAUAAGAUGAUCAAAAUAUGUUUUUGUUUGAACGUUGCUGAUGUAACAUAUGGGAUGCUGAGAAUAUCUUAAUUUUAUUGAUAUAUAAUUGAAUAGCUGUGAUGGACUAGGGUGGAUUUUAUACCCUUUUUAUUUUUAUUGAAA
Molecule: messenger RNA, 7481 nt
Organism: Acanthoscelides obtectus
Lineage: Eukaryota; Metazoa; Arthropoda; Insecta; Coleoptera; Chrysomelidae
Source: the annotation of a GenBank genome assembly